GGCGGGGCUCUGUUUAAAAUUCCUCACCUUGGCUUCGGUUUUUUGGUGGUGGUGGUUUUUUAAAACCGGACGGUGGUUCUGAAGCGGUUCAACGGCUCUUGCACCUGCCCUCUCGCCCUAUAAAUAGAGAAGGCGUGUUGGGCUGCUCUUUUCCUCAAGGCGAAAUAGUGGUGGGGUGGGGAUGGGGGCUCUGAACGGUUUUCUCGUCCCCACCUUUUUUUUUUAAAGGAAUAAGGAUCUGUAGGUGGGUUGUGAGAACGGAACACGGCCAUGGUGUCAUUAAGCCCAAGGCAGGAUAUUAGCAGGGGCGGUUGUUAAAUAUGCACAACGGCGGGAAGGCUGGACUCCCUGGUGGGAUUCUGCAGGGCAGGCUAGUAACCCACUUGGUUAUGAUCUACUCUUGACUUUGACGACAUCAUGGCCAUGGUGGGAUUUGGGUUUAAGCCCUGUCAAAGUUACAGCAGCCAUAUAGCUUCUUCUCCCUGCCUCCAAACGGAUAGAGAAACUGUUAAGUAUUGAGGACCAAUAUAGGAAUUAGAGGCUGGCUGAGUGUUGACGUACGUAAAGUGUAUGUAGGUGGCAUAAAUUGCACAUGCAUUAUUUCUGAAGUGUAUUGACUUUGCUAUAUUUGACAGCACAUCCUUCCAUUUUAGCCCUCGGUGCUACUUGACACGUGUUGUGUAAAUUGCUCCUGCCAGGCUUCCAGUUGAAAAUUAUAGUGUGUAAGCCCCCUCAGGGUACGGACCUGGUUUGCUGUUCUUUGUAAAGUACAGUAUCCUGUCUGUUUGGUUAGAGCAAUUGCAUCCCCACUUCAACCAAAAGUGGUUCCCAGAGUGGCUUGCAUACAAUGAAUUAAAACAAGACGGUCCCUGCCUGGAGGCUUACAGUCAAACAACAAAUCAGCACACAAGGGACAGAGAUGGAAAAGAGAAAGCAAACUCAGGCACCAAUUUAAACAGUAGUUCCUAUAGUGACUAGCUAGUAUUGAAACAGAUUGCUUGGCAUCAGAGAUGUCUGAUAGGGUUGGUCUUUCAGCAGAGCUGAUGGGAUGAGCCCUACUUCCACCUCUCCUUCUGAGAUAGCCUGAUGGAAACUCUGCUGCCAGGUGACAGUUGAUGGCAUUGUAUAAAUAUAAUACUGUGGUGAUAAAAUUAUAAAGUUAUAAACAAAGAUCAGGAUUGGAGGACUGUGAUAUAUAUAGCCAGCUGGUAUGAGAUGAGUAAACUGAAGUGGAUUGGGUUUGAAAUGGAGGUUAAAAUUUGGUUGGAGACUACUAUAAAGUCUCUCCCCUUCUUUUCUAAAGACAAAACUGAAUGCAAAAGUAGCACUGGAGUAAAUUAAUCUCUUCAUUGUGGCUAUCACUACUGCUUUUCAAAUACUAGGGUUUUUUCCUGAGCUAUAGGGGCUUGUCUCUACUUCUGCCUGUCUCACUGCUUUCUGCAUAUUAAUGUUUGUUCCAAUUCAGCAGUAAACAGUCAAUUUUCCCCAGGGAAAGCAGUGGGGCAAACAGAAAACUGUACAUAGUCUUAAAGUCAGCAACCUGUCUUCUGCCUUGGGUUCCAUUAUGCUAGAAAGGCGGGAUAUAAAUUAAUAAAAUAAUUGAUUUAAAGCAUCUGGCUGUGUUUUCUUGAUUAAAGUAUUGAUUAAAACUAGGUACUGUACAGUACAUAAGAGUAAGUUGUGGUCUUUUAUUGUAUUUAGUUAAAUAAGGUACUGAAAUUUGCAUACUUCCCUUCCCAAAAGCAGCUUUCAGUCACCACACAUUAGAACCCCUGGAACUGGGAGAUGAUCCCAUAUGACUUGCCCUAGCUGUGACUAUAUUCAACCAUGGUUUACCAUUAUGUGAACAAGAUAGCUAAUUAUAUUCUGCCAUGUUUUCCACACCAACAAAAUGUGGUUAGCAAUAAUUGUGGUUAGUUUUAAACAAACUAACUUUAAACUGUGGUUUUUGCAACUGUCCUUUUAAAACCACAGCUCUGAGCAAGAUGGCAAACUAUGCUGAAUUAGAAGUGACUACACAGGAGGAAAGGCUUGAGCCAAAGGCUAGGCGUGGCUUGUCAUUUAUGCUAAACUGUGAUUUGAUGUAAUGUUUGAACAUAGCUACUGUGCCCAUCUCAAGUUUAUUUUUGCAUAAGGUACUGUUCAAGCAUGAUGAUCCUAGGCCAACAUAUGUAAGUAGGAAAUGGGGGCUUUGCACUCUGAAGUCAUAUGCACCUGACAUAAGCCCAUCUCAGUGUUGUAGAGCCAGUGUGGUGUAGUGGUUAAGAGCAGUAGACUCCUAAUCUGGGGAACCGGGUUCGCGUCUCUGCUCCUCCACAUGCAGCUGCUGGGUGACCUUGGGCUAGUCACACUUCUCUGAAGUCUCUCAGCCCCACCUACCUCAUAGGCUGUCUGUUGUUGGGGGAGGAAGGGAAAGGAGAAUGUUAGCCGCUUUGAGACUCCUUUGGGUAGUGAUAAAGCGGGAUAUCAAAUCCAAACUCCUCUUCUUCUUCUUCUUCUUCUUCUUCUGAGCCCAAAACUUGUGAAGAGCUUUUAUUCAUGAUGCACUUAAUUAUAGGCAAAAUAGAUACAAAGGCUUAGCUUUGGAUUAGCCCAGAUCAUACAUACCCAGGAAUCAGACCCCUUUGAGUUGCUUUAGUGUUGUGCCUAGCCCAACAUUCUAUAUUUGCUUGAAAUGUGUAGUGUGAAUGUUGGGGUAUAUUGAUUGGAGUCCAUGUCUUGUUUCAGGGUGAGGAUCUCUCACUCCCUUAUGCAUCUGUAUUUUCCAGAGAAAUAAUAUAAUUAGUGUCUGAGCAUUACACUUCAGAUCACUUUCACACAGAUCAUGGUUUGGGCAGAUGCUGACAUGUGUACUCUCUCUUGGUCUCUGAAUGGUGACAUGCAGUCAGUCAGGUGUUGUGAAGUGAGGCACUGGGUAAAGCUAUGGUAAGGCUACAAAGCUGCUGCCGUGUUUUAUUCCCAAAGUGUCUCUGAGCCCUGCUAUGAUGGGGCCCAGAGAUAUUCUGAGGAAAUGAGGAUGGCAGUAGCUGUUGUGAAUGUUUUGCCCUGCACUUCUCUUCUCAGUGGUGGACUGAGUUCCACCACCUGCCCCUAUUGCUGCUUGUCCAGCCUGGUAAGUUAAUUCUGUCAGUGGGGAAAGCAGCACUGAACAGCAUUGGACCACUGCAGAGAUGAUGGUGGAGCUUAACCUGGCACUGAGAAGAAAAGCACUGGGCAAAGCAUCUACAGUCAUACCUGUUACUUACGGGUUUGGCGUGUCUGUAACCUGCACACAUGCGCAGAAGCGUCACAUUGCGUCACGCGUGUGCAGAUGCGGCGCUUCAGGAUGCGGCCUUUUCAUGUGAACGGGCCUCUGGAACGGAUCCCGUUCGCAACAAGAGGUACCACUGUACACUGUCUUCAUUUUUCAGGGAUCACUGAGCAUCUUACUCAGUGCCCCUUCCAACUUGGCACCAGCCCUGCCUACAAGAAAAUGAAGUUUAAAACUAAACACAAUUUUAAGACUUCUUGCAAAGAAUAAUUUUCCAGUGUCAUGCAUAUGAUUUGUAGUGGCUCAUAGAUUAUUUCGGGAUCACAGUUAUGCACAUUUCAGGCUUCUGUUGAAUAAAGAACCAUAAAAUGAUGCAAUACCAGUCUUAUGUGUAAGGAAGUUCUGCUGUAACAUAAAAUGUUUCUCUUUUAAGGCUUGAAUUACAAUGAGCAAACGUAAGCUAAAGGAGGAGGAUAGCUUCACAAAUGGGGAAUGCAUAUCAAAGGUACAACGAAUAUUGCGUGAAAGGUUCUGUCACCAGAGUCAAAAUGGGAAGUUGUUUGGAAUUGAGCUCCAAUACAAACAAUUACUUGAGCUUCUGAAACGUACUGCUAUCAAUGGCGAAAGCAACUCUGUACUCAUUAUUGGACCUCGGGGAUCAGGGAAGACUCUGUUAACAUGUCAUGUCUUAAAGAAGCUCAUGGAAGUAAAGGAAGUAAGAGAAAACAUCUUACAAGUUCAUUUAAAUGGGUUAUUACAGACCAAUGAUAAAAUUGCUCUUAAGGAGAUUACAAGACAGCUAAAUCUAGAAAACGUGGUUGGAGAUAAAGUUUUUGGUAGUUUUGCAGAAAACCUCACAUUUCUUCUUGAAGCAUUAAAGAGAGGUGACCGUGCUCACAGUUGCCCGGUGCUGUUCAUCCUAGAUGAGUUUGAUCUGUUUGUUCAUCAUAAGAACCAGACGUUGCUGUAUAACCUCUUUGAUGUGUCCCAGUCAGCACAGACACCUAUAGCUGUUGUUGGUCUGACUUGUAGACUGGACAUUCUAGAACUCAUGGAGAAGAGAGUGAAGUCAAGAUUUUCACACCGGCAAAUAUACUUAAUGAAUUCAUUUGAUUUUAAAAAAUAUCUGAAUAUUUGUAAAGAACAGUUAUCCCUGCGUGCAGAAUUUCCAGAAAAGUCCUUUAUUCAGAAAUGGAAUAAGAAUGUACAGAAGACCAAAAGGUACAAGAUGUACUGCAGAAUCAAUUCCAUUGUAGUAAAGAUCUGCGGUCUCUCUUCAUGUUGUUGGAAUUCUUCUCCAUUUCUUCCCUACCUUCAAAAGGAGCAAAUGUGGCAUUCCUCUCUCCAAACGAAACCCCUGCCCCAAGACCCACCACUUUGUUUUCCUCAGAUGCUUGCUUCAAGUAGUAUAACUGUCUCACACCCGUAUAUCAACGCGUCAAACCUUCUUGAAGCAGGCAAACACUGCAGAAUGGACUCUAAAGCAAAUAUUGUACAUGGUCUGUCUGUGUUGGAACUCUGCCUCAUAAUAGCCAUGAAACAUUUAAAUGAUACUUAUGAAGGAGAACCAUUUAAUUUUCAGAUGGUUUAUAAUGAGUACCAGAGGUUUCUACAGAGGAAAGCACACACAGUGUACAGUUUUGAGAAACCUGUUGUUAUGAAGGCUUACGAACACUUGCUGCAUCUUGAAUUGAUAAAACCUGUAGAAGGACCAUCUAUGUGCACACAAAGAGAAUACUUGCUAAUGAAUCUUCUUUUGGACAACCACCAAAUUAUGGAAGCUCUGCAGGUUUACCCAAAUUGCCCAACUGAUGUAAAGGAAUGGGCUACAUCUUCAGUAAAUUGAUUGUAGAUUUGAGAUAUUUGAUAAGAUUCUGGAGUGUGGUACUUGGUUACAAAUAAUCCAGAUGAAAAAUCAGUGUUAUCUACUGAAAGAUGACCUUUAAAAAUGUUCUUCAACUGCCCAAUGUACUUGAUUAAAAAGUGUGUCCCUCUUUUCUUUGGUUUAUUUGUUAGUAUUUCCAAAGAAGGGGAUUUUGAUCUGCAACAGAAAUCCCAUUUUCUGGGUGAUACCCAAAUUGGAGUGAAUUCAUUCACUUGAGCACGACUUAGUCUAUUGCAGUGGAUCUACUCUGUAUAUGACUAGCAUUUACAUUUUUCUUUUGGUUGUUGUCUAACAAGUGUAUAAAGGGAAAUGUUGCUAUUUUAUUACAGCUGGGGAAAAUAUUCUGUUUGCGUCAGUCUCUCUUCUGGUAGUUUACCAGUUGUGCUUAGUUAAACUCUUAUACUGAAAUUUUUCUUACUUCUUUAGGAGGUUGAUGGCAAAUUAUUUUGGAUGCUGUAAUAGUUAAUACAGAGAAGACAGUUCUAUGAAAGUCCUGAUUGAAAUUGUAGUAGGACAACUGGCUGGCUUUGCUUUUCCUUCAAGUGUAGGUAUUUUCCAUCUAACCACCUAGCAGUAUUGGAGACUAUAAUUAGCAAAAAAAAAUCAAUGUAAAUACGUAUAUGUGGAUAUAUAUGUGAACCUAUGGGGCAAUUUAAAUUGGAAGUUUAGAAUGGGGCAGUAAUGGAGUGUGGAGCUUCGGUCUUCAUGGAAGGCAGCUCCUAACCUGCACUACUCAGAGCAAGAGAAGUCAGCUUUAAUAAUAGUCUUGAAUAUCCCCACAAACCAACUGCUUUCCUAAUGCCAAAGAAGCCUUGUUUCAAAGCCUUUGGGCUACACUGUUGCAUAGCUAAAUGGUGGCUGUUAGCAGUUGUAGUUCAGCAACACACCUGUAUAUCACCUUUGUCUAAUGGCUGUGUCCACAGGACCCAAGGUUCCUCAUUCCAGCUGUACAGGGUCAAUUGCUCAUGUGGUUUUUUCAUAAAAGUUUGGGGAGUGUUUCUAGCUCCUGGUUUGGAGGUUACUUCUCCAGUGGGGGUCCUCUAGAUGAUGAUGUACUCUUAACAUCCCCAAGCAGAAUUGCCAGGAAUGAUAGUAGUUGUGUAGUUCAACAGCACUUGGGGGAAUCGGGCUGGAGAAGGCUGCCCGCUUUAGUAUGAGGAAACACUGUGCUGUGCUGCGGCUGUAAAAUGUUUUUUUUUUUAAAUAAUACUGCUUCUUAGCCUUCCCUUCCCUCAAACCCAGCUGUCUACCUUUUGUUCUCUUUCCCCUAUCGCUUCUCAUCUGAUGUAGGACCUCUCUGUAGUCUUUACUGCUAUAUUAAACUGGUUCCUUAUAAAAAAAUUCCCUUUAAUUCCUAGAAGUUUCAAGAGCAGCAGAUAACUCAUGAUUCCUUGGAGCUAGUUUUUAGUGUUGGAUCUAUAUUAUUAAAGCAGCUACUGGGCAUUGGUAUGUUUGUGCAAAUUUAACUUUGUUGCCUUGUUAGUACUUAUUUCGAAACUACCUCAUGUCUCUUUGCCAUAUAUGCAUGCUCUAUUUUCUUUUGUUGCUGCUUUUAAAAUUCUGAAAUAGCUACACACCUGUAUAUAAAUCUUAAACUUGAAAGGAGAGUGAAUAAUGGGUGGAGGAGAGAAAACUGUAUUUGUGUUUUCAACUCUUUGAUUGGAUGCAAUACGUUAUCAGUGCACCUUUUUGCACAUUGUCAUGGUAAACGAUAAACUGCUGUUAAAUAAUGUAUGGCAUUUACCUAUUUUCCUUAUGAGACAGGGCCAGAGCACGCACACAAUAGUGACUUCAGAAAUGAGGAAAUGUCAUUCUCAGUUGACUGUAUUUUAUCAGGCUAUUGUAAAACUGUUUGUAGUUAUUUGGCUUAUUCAGCAGUACAAAACCUUGAUGAAAACUAGUUGUAUAAGUAGAUUUAAAAUUGUGGCCCAUUAUGCACCAGAAAGAACUGUCUUGUGUCAGUAAUAUUUAUGGCUGUGGGUUAAACCACAGAGCCUAGGGCUUGCUGAUCAGAAGGUCAGCGGUUCGAAUCCCUGCGACGGGGUGAGCUCCCGUUGCUCGGUCCCAGCUCCUGCCAACCUACGGUAGCAGUUCGAAAACAUGUCAAAGUGCAAGUAGAUAAACAGGUACUGCCACAGUGGGAAGGUAAACAACGUUUCUGUGUGCUGUUCUGGUUCGCCAGAAGCGGCUUUGUCAUGCUGGCCACAUGACCUGGAAGCUGUACGCCGGCUCCCUUGGCCAAUAAUGCGAGACGAGAGCCGCAACCCCAGUAGGUCACGACUGGACCUAAUGGUCAGGGGUCCCUUUACCUUUAUUACCAGUAGAAGGAACCCGUGUGUGUGUGUGUACGUGUACACACACACACACCUGCAAGUGCCCCAAAUGACUAUGUAAGAAAAAAACUCCCCAUGCUAGGAUUACUAUGACAGCAGCAGCAGAUACAAUUUAAGAUCGCAGAUCUCUGCAGGUCUGUGUGAUGCGCUUCCCUGCAGUCCAUUACCAAAGUCCUCCUUCCCAGUUGUAAUCUGGUAGAAGUAGUAAGCCUGGGUGAAGGGAAAGUAUCAUGGAGAGAGCUUCACCUUUGGGAAGAAGCAUGUAUGAAUAUCUGCUGCCACUUUAAUUUGCAGUCCCAGUUGUGUUAGAUGUGUUAGUGUCUUACACACACUCGGAAGACGGGGUUGCCACCAUAGUUCACAGUGCAGAAUCAGACGAUACUGUAUAGGGUUUUUGGGGUGUGUGUGUGUGUGUGUUUUCAGUCAAGCCUGCUAUGCAAACAGUCAGGUAUUCAUUCACACAAGAGCAGUUGAAGAGAGUAUGGAGCAGCUUUUGCUAUCCCUUCUUUAACACUGGUAUUGCUUUGGUAGUUAAGUACUGUAUCAGACUUUCUCUUCUUCCCUCAGCUCACUUGAGCUGCAACAAAAGAGCAGACAAGAUUUCUUUAUUGGUUAUUUGUUUACUAAUAUCAGGCAAAUGUAACAGCUUAUAGAGGGAGAGUUCAGUAGCUCUUGGUCCAUUUGUUGUAUCCAGACAAUCUGUAAUCACAGGAGUGAAAGGAAGUGUAGUUGCAUCAACAGCCAGAAUUCAUAUUGGUAGACAAAUUCUGAAUGAGCCUUCAGUUUUUCUCACUUGGUAAGAAGUAGGGUUUAUGUAAAUACACUGUUCUUCAAAUUUAGGAGCCCUGUUUGCACAAACACAAGGUUCCAAAAGCCAUUGUACAGCCGUUUUGUUAGUUCAGGCCCUCGCUCCAAUAUAUGGAAAGUGGCAGGGAUGAGAACUGAGUGCAGUUGUGCUCUCCCCCUCUCAUACCCUUGCAAUUGUAUGAGGGUGAAUACCAAAAUAGUGCCAUGACAACAUCCAGAAAGGCUUCACACACUAAUUUAAAACAUGUAUAGAAAGACAGUGUCUUUUUAUUCUAAUCUUGAACACAACUGUUUACACUGGUGGUGGUGGGAGAAAUCCAGUUGCAGUUGUCAGCUUAGCAAGGGCUGUUUAAGGAUGUAUAAAGUAGUUCGGAUCAUCCCUUUUUUCAACUACUUUUGAAUGACAGAGCAAGAGAGUAUAAACAAACUGGCCAAUAUACAUAUAUGUUGCUACCGAAUUCUGCAGUGGUCUUCUGCUUGCACAACAGGACUUCCCUUCUAGACACCCCCCUCCCAUCAGUUCCAGAAAGCUGGGGACACUCUGGAAUAAAUAUUGCAGAGAAAGCAGAAGUCUUGGGAACGUGUAAUAUGUUGAAAGCCAUCCAGCAUACAUAAAUUCAAAGAAUUAAAAUUAAAAUGGGGUGGGGGAGAAAGACUAUGCCAAUCUUAGUAGUCACUUAAAUUUUUAUUCAUCUUUGUGGGAAUAAGGAAAGAGCGCAUACAUUUUAUUUAUACAAUAUUUCACAAUCACUUAUCCAGAAUGGGAGUUAUUUUCUUUUUAAAUACUUGCCAAAAAAUAGCAAGAGCAAUUUGACAGUAGUACAACCACCUGUGCCAAGAACACUGACAAGUACAGAGUAAAGCUAAAAUACUUGCUUACCAAUAUCUUGAGAGGUAACAUCUUAUAUGGACUGAGUGUGCAUUUAAAAAAAACCAAAAUGUACUGCUGGUUGAGUAUCUUGAGGUAAAUGGUGUUCCAACAAGGAUACUAUCAUUGUUUGCUCAUAAUCCUGUACAUAGCUUUCUGCAUCUUAUACCAAAUAUUCCUAAUAAAAAUGCAUUAAAAAGGUUAAAAAGAGAAAACUGGAAAAAGGUCAACCAAUCAAGUCACCUCACUUUGUUAAACUACAAUCAGCAAUUUAUUCUGUAGAACUGUAGUAUGAACAAUAUUUAUUACUACUACAUCUGAUUACACCUUAGUUAUGCAAGAGCUACUCCACAUGGAUUUUGCUAUCAAAGAAGGUAUAAUGUUGUGUAUUUUAAUCCAGACUCAUUUUCAGAAUACCACCAUGAAUGAGAACGCUAGGUCAAAGAACUCCAACAAUUACGAGGCACAAUCUGUUCCAAAAUGCUAAGUUAUAUUUAGUAGGAACUGUACAAAGAGUAGUCAUGCAUCAUGUGAUAUAAGUUCUUAGCAUCUAACACAAACUGAAAAGGUAUUGCAGGGUUUAGACUUCUGAGUUGAUCACAAAACUGGCUAAUCAGUUAAAUUCUGUGGCAAUUAUAUGGCAGCCAACUAAGUAGAUACAGGCAAACCAAAGACAACUGAAAGCUUGAGCCGUAGCCCUAGCUUUUCUUCACAAGUCAAAAAUACAAGGUAAACCACCCGAGCUGGCCAGAUCCACACACGCUGUAUGGUUCAAAUACAAAAAGCAACAAUGGUCACAAUAUCUGCCAGAAAGCAGAGCAUCCUAGCUCAGCCUUUCUCUCUCUCUUAAUAUGUGGCUUUAUUUGUGGGUCUUGGCUUAAGCAUUUUAAAACUUGCCCGCCUCUACAUUUUCCGCAUACGUAAGUUGGAAACAAAGAUGUUGAGGUUUUCUGCAAUAUCUUAAAUAUGGAUCUACAGUUUGGUGAAUUUUAGCAAUUUCACAGAUUCUACCAAAAUAGUUUUUAAAAAUUAAGAUAUUUUUUCCUGAACAAUUAAUUCAUGAUAAUUCUCUAAAAAAUCUGAAUAAAGGUACUUAUUGGGGGGUUUCAAAACUCAUUCUUUUUAAUAAUAAAAAAAGGAUGGAGACAUUACCCCAUUUGAUUGUCAAGUUCUGAUGAUUUUCCCUAUAUGACCUGCAAACGGAAAUGCAUUAGCAAAAAUACAUAAGAGAAAAGUUGCCACCUGGCUCAGGGAUCAUAUUGGUGGAAAUUAGUGUUUGAUGGAAAGCUGCUCUAUUAAAAAUUGGAGUAGAUUCUCCAAAACAAACAUGGCACCUGUGUUUUAAAACUGUUAUUGUAUUUACAUGUUUCUGGAUAAUCACCAAUACACAGUUCCUACAUUAUUCUAAUAUCUGUCCAUUUGGAUAUUUUCAGGCAAGACUUCUUGAGUUGUUAUAUCAAGCUCUAAAAUCAGAAGCAAGCACAUAAUUUACCUUAGUCCAAAUAACAAUAA
Zootoca vivipara (common lizard) is the source of this 10655-nucleotide messenger RNA. Lineage: Eukaryota; Metazoa; Chordata; Lepidosauria; Squamata; Lacertidae. The record is from RefSeq and is a predicted model, not a curated record.